Messenger RNA from Asparagus officinalis (garden asparagus), 933 nucleotides. RefSeq names its product heavy metal-associated isoprenylated plant protein 23-like. The record is from RefSeq and is a predicted model, not a curated record. Lineage: Eukaryota; Viridiplantae; Streptophyta; Magnoliopsida; Asparagales; Asparagaceae. Gene Ontology annotation, molecular function: metal ion binding. The transcript is spliced from 2 exons. Bases 210 to 665 code for a protein of 151 amino acids.
GUAAGCAAAAUAGAAAACAGAGGUCAGUGUUAAGAAAAGUAUCUCACAAAGCCUCUACAGUUCCUCAAGGGAGCGAUUCACUAUAAAUCCCAAGCCCUCACUUCUCCUUUCUUCUCACAUAAACACCCAUUUCUCUUCUUUAGAGCUUGCAUUCAAGUUUUUGUUGGAAAAAGAGAAAAGAAAAAGAAAAGAAAAAAGUAAAAACAGUUAUGGGUAUUGGAGGGACAUUGGAGUAUUUUUCUGAUUUAUUGAGCAGCAGUGGACAUAAGCACAAGAAACAGCUUCAGACAGUGGAGCUCAAGGUCAGAAUGUGCUGCGAGGGAUGUGAGCUCAAAGUGAAGAAGACUCUCUCCUCUAUGAGUGGAGUGAAGAAGGUGGAGAUCAACAGGAAGCAGCAGAAAGCGACUGUAACUGGGUAUAUUGAGCCCAACAAGGUCCUGAAGAAGGCCCAGUCCACUGGAAAGAAGGCUGAAAUCUGGCCCUAUGUACCCUACAACUUGGUGUCUCACCCUUACGUUGCAGGAGCUUAUGACAAGAAGGCACCCCCUGGUCUCGUGAGGAAUAUAGAGUCCUUCACAAUCCCAAGCCAAGCUUAUUACAGGCAAGAGGACCAGCUUACCAACAUGUUCAGUGAUGAGAAUCCUAAUGCCUGUUCAAUCAUGUGAAGACAUUGUUUGUGUCUUACAGAAGGAAACAGUGGCAAAAUAGUGGGAAGUUUUGGGGUUCUGUCAGUAAAAAAAAAAGUACAUAUUUUGAUGUGUUUCAUGUACUGUUUGAGCUGAAUAGGUUUGGACUGGUAAAAGAGUUGCACUGCUGCGGAGGAUGGGGUUCUGGCUUUUUUUUUUUUGUCCUUUUUUUGGUGUGUAGGUUUGUUUAAAGUCACGCAGGAGAUAUUUUUGUGAAUAUACAGUAUUAGAUUCUAUGUUGGCAUCA